This is a messenger RNA of Cladocopium goreaui, 2235 nucleotides long. The record is from the annotation of a GenBank genome assembly. Lineage: Eukaryota; Dinophyceae; Suessiales; Symbiodiniaceae.
AUGCCGUCCCGGAAAGCGCUGGCCGUGGCCGGUGUGGCCGGCUGCGUCUGGCUGAGCUCGCAGCGGGGCCGAGUGCUGCUGGAGGGCCGCGAUGUUGCGCCAGUGCCACAUGUCCCACGCUCGCUGCGCGUGCCGCGGCUGCUACGGCGCGCGGGAGGGAAUCCACGCAAGUCUCUCUCGGGAGCUUUGCAAUCCACAGAUUUGUGGCAAUUGGAGCCCUCGCCGGAAGCAGAAGAGACACUACCCCAGGCGCCGAAAGCCCAGCCCUUCUCUGCGGAUGCCGUGCUUCGCAUGGCCAGUGAGGGACAGAGCCAACGUGCUGGGCGCUGGUUGGAGACGUUGCUGACACGGAAUUUCUUGGAACUUGAGUCAAUGGUCAACUGCUUUGGUGCUUUGGCGGUCUCCUAUGCCAGAGAGGGCAAUGCUGGGGCCGCCAUGCGCUAUCUGCAGCGCAUUCGGGACGUUGGCGGCACGCCGGAGGCGGAAAUUUUCCGAUCGCUGCUGGAGGCAUUCGCUGAAGGCGAGGAACCAGAUCCAGUGAAGACCGAGAGUUCUCUGGUUCUGUUGCAGCAGAUGAGGCGUGCAGGACAUGCUCCUGAUCUCGAUUGUUGCAACGCGGUGCUGCGGAGUCUAGGCCUGCGCAAUAACGACCCAGCGGCCGCUGCCAGGUGGAUGAAAAAUGAAAUGCCCCAACUGGGCGUGGAACCGGAUGUAGAGUCGAUUGAGAUCCUGGUGGAAGCCUACUUCUUGCAAGGCCUUCGAAAGGGUGCCGCCAGCUGGUUGGCACAAUUGAGGCAGCCCUCCAUGCGCUUGCUGGCCAUGUUUCGCGACCGGCUCCUACAGACGGAUGAGGGGGAGGACUUGCGGUACUACUUGAACCUUCCCCAGCUGGGCGGGCUGCGGCGAAGUCGCCAGUUGGUCCGGAGGCUGCUGAAGAAGAGCAGCCCUGCGGAGGCUGAGGCGUGGUUGGAGCGAUGUAUGGGAGACGGCUUGGAGCCUGACAGGAGCUGCUUCACCCGCAUCGCUACCGCCUGGUUGAGUCAGGGCGAUGCACAGCGCUCAGCGCUCUGGUUCAGUCGGAUGGUGGAUGCAGGCCACAUGAAAGAUGAAGAUACCGCGGCUGUGCUGGCCGAGGAACUGAAGGAUGCAUCCAAGGAAACUGAUGCCGGGAAACCAGAGGCUGAGAAUGCCACCAUGGUGGUGCUACGUCUGGCGCAGAGUGGUGCAGUCACAGCAGCCUCCACGCAGCUCCUAAACGCCCUGGCGGCUUCUGAAGACGUCGACGGCCGGGCCUUUGAGGCGCUGCUGGCGGCGCUCAGCACGGCGGGCCGCGCCGAGGAAGCAUCGGAGUGGUUCCGACGGAUGAUCGCCUGUGGCAUAGAGCCAGGUGUGAAAGCCUGUUGCGCCCUGGUGGAUGCCUGGGGCAGUCGAGGCGAGGCACCCAAGGCGGCGGAACUGCUGGAAGAGCUGGAGGACAAGGGCCGGCGGCUGGACCGUUUCGCCUACACCGCGGCCGUGGCGGCCUUGGCGGACGCGGGCGACUGCGAGCGGGCUGAGGCCUGGCUAAACCGGGCCGUAGCGCGCGGCUACGGAGCAGAUUCGGCCGCGUACAACGCGCUGCUCAAAGGCCUGGUGCGGCAGCGGAACUUCCAUUCCGCCGAGGAGCUGCUGGGGACGAUGCGCAUGGAGCGGCUGUUGCCGAAUGAGAUCACUUUUACCACCAUCUUGGGUGGCCAUGCUGAGAAUGGAGAUGAAGAUCAGGUGAAGAAGUGGCUGGAGACGAUGAAGGACUCACAGGUCUCGCCCAAUGAGGUGACCUACGAGGCCAUCAUCGGUGGCUUAUCCAAGCACAGCCUGCAGCAGGCAGAGGCCUGGUUUCAAAAGAUGAAGACGGAACAGUUCCAGCCUCGCGUCACGACGUACAACAGGCUGCUGGCCGGCUGCGCGCGUGCGCGGGACCUGGCCGCUGCGCAACGAUGGUUCAAGGAGAUGGUCGCGAAGGUGAAGUCUGAUGGAGUGUCCUAUCGGACCAUGAUGGACGUGUGCGCCAAGGUGGCGGCCCCGCAAGAAGCCUUGAAGUACCUCCGGAAUAUGCAGCAGCGAAUGAUCAAGCCCAACGUGGUGGCAUGGUCGUCUCUGUUGUGGGCCUGUGCGGCCAAGGGUGAUUCGGAGGCCGCCGUCCAGGGCUAUGGCUUGCCGGCCGUGGCUUUUGGGUGCACUUUAAUCAUGAAAUAA